Clonostachys byssicola is the source of this 963-nucleotide messenger RNA. Lineage: Eukaryota; Fungi; Ascomycota; Sordariomycetes; Hypocreales; Bionectriaceae. The record is from the annotation of a GenBank genome assembly.
AUGCCACUCCAUCUUCUGGGGAAAAAGUCCUGGAACGUCUACAAUGAAAAGAACAUCGCCCGUGUCCGUCGCGAUGAGGCUGCCGCACAGGCCGCCGAUGAGGCUGAAGAGCAGCGCAUGCAGGAGGUUGAUGCCGCGAGACGCCUAGCUAUUCUGCGCGGCGAGGAGCCGCCUCCUCUUGAGGAUGAGCAGCCAAGGGAGGUUGAUUUGACCCAUAGCCGGGAUUCCUCAUCCUUUGCAGACAGGCCCAAGAAGAAGAGAAAGCGUGCCGGCGAGGAUGACACUGAAUUUGAACUCCGUCUUGCGCAUGAGAGGAAUGAAGCCCAGUAUGGCAAUCUUGAGGUCAGCAAGAAGCCAUCCAGCUCGGCUCCUAUCAUGGAUCGCUCUGGGCACAUUGAUCUCUUUGGCGAUGAACGCGCCAGAGCCCAUGGUGAGAAGAACGAGGAAGCGGAGAAGGAGGCCAAGAAAAAGAAGCGGGAGUUUGAAGAUCAAUAUACUAUGCGCUUUUCGAAUGUUGCUGGGAGGGAUGGACUGACACAGAGUCCCUGGUAUUCCAAAUCCGAUAUGUCAGCACCUUCGCAGCCGACAAAGGACGUUUGGGGGAAUGAUGAUCCGAAGCGGAAGGGCAGAGACGACCGGCGCCUGGCCGCCAAUGACCCCUUAGCAGCGAUGAGAAGUGGCGCAUCCAAAGUUAGGGAAUUGAAGGCUGAAAGGAAGAAACUUCAGGCUGAAAGAGAGGAGGAACUUAGGCAAAUGCGCAGAGAACAACGGCACAAAGAGAGAAGGGAGAGGAGAGAUGAUCAGAUCACCGGAGGCACAGGGAUCGAUCAUCUGAGAGAAAAGAAGACGGCGAAAGACAUAGCGACCGAAGAAGAGAGAGUCGCCGAGAUCGAAGCCCAGAGAGGAGGAGACGACACAGAUCGCAUUCACCAGAACAUGGUCGGAGUCGUCAUCGGUCUGUGA